Messenger RNA from Cynoglossus semilaevis (tongue sole), 3796 nucleotides. RefSeq names its product protein tyrosine kinase 2 beta, b (gene ptk2bb). Bases 742 to 3543 code for a protein of 933 amino acids. The transcript has 27 exons. Gene Ontology annotation, molecular function: protein tyrosine kinase activity; ATP binding. Gene Ontology annotation, cellular component: cytoskeleton. NCBI's taxonomy places the organism in Eukaryota, Metazoa, Chordata, Actinopteri, Pleuronectiformes, Cynoglossidae. The record is from RefSeq and is a predicted model, not a curated record. Gene Ontology annotation, biological process: protein phosphorylation.
AAUACAUAGAUUCAUAGAUUACACAUCAACAGUUCAGUCUGCAGACAGAGGAAACAGUUACAGCAUCACUUGUUGCAAAAUGAUGGCCACAGCCAGUUGCAGUGACUGAGCUAAAACCUGAAAAAUUCUUUCAUUUGCUUUGUGCAUAAAAUAAACCUUCAAAAAGUGUCAUGACAGCAGGUGUUACAGUGUGGAGAUGCACUUUAUAUACAGCACCUCAAUACGUUUAUCCAACCCACUUUAGCACAGGAAUGUACGUGUAUAGUGACAUCACCAAACACUCACUUCCAUGUUUUUCUGAAAAGGUUUUUUAGACCUUAAUCUCGUAUGAACUUCUGCUCUGCCCUCAACUCAAACACCUCCGUCAGGCCUCCCACACCCAGACGAUGGUGCAACACGCUAACCACGCUGCAUACUCAUCUUCUCUCUCUAUCUUUUCUUUCUCACUGUGUGCUCACACACACACAUUUACACACAAACAUACGCAGACGCAGCCCUUCUGGGGAAUUCAUGGCCUCAGGCUAAGAAAAACACAGCUCUGUCCAACAGCAGAGAGCUAAGAGAGAAAAGCUAACGCAGCUCAGCUCCUUCACAGCAGACUCGCAGCAUGGGGCCUCGUUUUUGUGAGAACGUGUUAUGACAGUUUCACUGACGGACACUGCUGUGAGGUUGAACGGGCAACAAGACGAAAUCUUUGCCUAGAGAUGUUGUGGAUAUGAUGUAAGCGAACAAACCUCCAUCAUGUAUGAGGUAAUGUUAGGUGAUACGAUGACCUGGAAGGUGCCCUGUCCAAAGGAGAGUGAACCUGAGCCCAGUCCGGAGUCUCUCUUCACGGGGGAUGGAGGACCCACCAAGAUCCUCAAAGUUUGUUUUUGCACCAACAACAACCUGGGCAAGAACUUCAAGCUGGUCAAAUGCGACAGCUCCUGGCAAAUCAGGGCCAUCAUCCGUUCCAUUUUGGUGAGUGGUCGUCUGGGGCCCAACAUCAAGCAUGCGGCCUGCUACGGUCUCCUGCUUAAACAUUUAAAGUCUGAAGAACUCCACUGGCUGCAUCCUGAUCUGACUGUAGGAGAGGUGGAGGAGCGCUAUGAGAGCCAUCAUGUGGAGGCUGAGUGGAGGUACGACCUCCGUAUCAGAUACGUUCCAGUGAAAUUUCUGGAAAAAUUCAACGAUGACAGAUCAACUUUAAUAUAUUUUUACCAACAGGUGCGUAGUGACUAUAUGCAGUAUCAUGCCAGUAAAGUGAGUGAUGGGAUGGCGCUGCAGCUGGGCUGUUUGGAGAUCAGGAGAUUCUAUAAAGACAUGAACGCCAAAGGUCUGGAAAAGAAGUCUAACUUUGAACUUUUAGAAAAAGAAGUUGGCCUGGACCUUUUCUUUCCUGAACAACUGAUUAACAGCAUGAAGUCAAAGCAGCUGAGGAAGAUGAUUCAGCAGACCUUCCAGCAGUACGCCAUGCUGAAGGAGGACGACUGCAUGGUGAAGUUUUUUGAGACCCUCAAAAACUUUGUCAACUACGACGAGGAGGUUUUUCCUUGUGAACUAGUGCAAGGUUGGAGUCUGUCUGUGGAGCUGGUCAUUGGUGGGAGGGGCAUCAGACAGCGCACACAGAAGGAUUCAGCGGCCGUGUUUCUGGCCGACUUCAAACAGAUCAAGUCGGUACAAUGUUUAUCCCAGAGCGACGGCAAAGCUCUGCUCAACCUCAACAUAGAGGGCGCCAGACAGCAUCUGUCGAUCAACGUGGCCACGUUACCUAUGGCCGAGAACAUGAUGGAACUCAUCGAUGGCUACUGCCGCCUGGAGAACGAUACUGAGGAGUCCGUUAUCUUUCGGUCAAAUAAAAAAGAUAUUUCUUCACGUAACCCUCUGCCUGAUAUUCCUGCAGUCCGAGACAGCACGAUCAGACACAGCAUGGGGUCAGACAUCUACUGUGAGAUCGACGAAAGGCCAAAAUCAGUGGUGAGGUAUGGAAUCGACCGAAAUAAAAUUGUUCUUGGACGCACCCUUGGUGAGGGUUUUUUUGGGGAGGUCUACGAUGGAGUUUACAAAAAAUCUAAUGGUGAGAGGGUCAAUGUGGCUGUGAAAACCUGCAAAGACUGUUCACCUGAUGUGAUGGAGAAGUUCAUGAGUGAAGCAGUCAUUAUGAAGAACCUGGACCAUCCUCACAUCGUCAAACUGAUCGGCAUCAUCGAGGAGGAUCCUGUCUGGAUAGUCAUGGAGCUUUACCAGUUCGGAGAGCUGGGAAACUACCUGACGGAGAAUCAGAACAAGCUGACAAACACCACUCUGGUCCUGUUCAGCCUGCAGAUCUGCAAAGCCCUGGUCUACCUCGAAGGAGUCAAUUUGGUUCACAGAGACAUUGCAGUAAGGAACGUGCUGGUUGCCAGUCAGGUCUGUGUGAAGCUGGGAGACUUUGGUUUGUCAAGGUACAUAGAAGAGGAGGAGUACUACAAAGCGUCUAUAACUCGGUUGCCCAUCAAGUGGAUGGCUCCAGAGUCCAUUAACUUCAGACGUUUCACCACAGCCAGUGACGUUUGGAUGUUUGCUGUCUGUGUGUGGGAGAUUAUGAGUCGCGGCCAGCAGCCAUUCUUCUGGCUGGAGAACAGAGAUGUCAUCAACCAAUUAGAGCAGGGCAUCAGGCUGCCCAAACCUGAAAACUGCCCCCCUGCCCUCUACUCACUCAUGACCCGCUGCUGGUCCUACGACCACAGAGAGAGACCCAGUUUCACAGAGCUGGUGGUCAAGAUCUGUGAUGUCCACAAGAUGGAGAAGGAGCAGGAAGUGGAGCGAGAGAGGGACAGAGUCCGCUCCACUAAGUACUUUGAACCCAAGGUCAACCUGAGUGAACCUCCUCCCAAACCCACGAGAAUGAAACCAGGACGGUUUGGGAACACACUCAGUAUUGGUCUGCACAUCCAGCUGAAUGAGGCUUUAUGUGCCAGCUCACCAGAUUUGGCCAGUCCCUGUGAGUAUCAGUCGCCCGUGGACUCCAGGAACUCUCUGGCCUUACCAGUUAGAUCUCCCCGUCGUCGCAGUAUGGGGGAGGGCGAGUUUUUUCGUGUGGAACCAAACAGCAGGGAGGAUGCCCAAAGGCUGUGGCAGCGGGAGCGCCAAAACAUGCACGCCACUCUCCGACAGCAGAAAGCCGAGAUGGCUGAAGAUAGAAUGUGGCUGGAAAAGGAAGAGAAACUCCUGGUGGGAAAGAGAGCAUCAUUCACGUUUGUCAAUCCCAUCUCUUUUUCUCUCUAUCCCCCUGCUCCUGAAAUCAACGUGGCCUUGGAGGCUGAGCUGACCGAUCCAACGCUAAACAAUAGAAACCAAGUCGCACGUUCUCGACGCCCCGCUAGUCUUAUUUUAAAUGUCCCUCUGAUAACAGUUCCAAAGAGAGGCUCCACCUCCAUAUGCUAUAAAAUGAAUCUGCCUGUUCUUUUGCAGGACCCUAUGGGACCAGAAGGUGUCCCCAGCCCAGUGUCUCCAGAAGACGCUUUACCGAAUGGCAAGUGCACAGAGAAACCACAAAUAAAACCACAAUUUAAUCGAUUCUAAAAAGCUAUCAUCUGUCUCCUAAUCCUGUUGGCGUCAUUCUUUUUCUCUGUGUCUCUUAUAACGUUUAUCUUUCUGCCUCACAGCCCCACCAAUGAAGCCUCCACGGCUCACAGCGCAGCCUGCACCCACAGCAGAACUGGACCGCUCUGAUGACAAAGUGUACAAGUCUGUCAUGGACGUUGUCAAAGUCGUGGUUCAGCUCAAGAAUGACAUCACUGGAAUGCAGCCAGAUGCAUAUAUCACUGUUGUGAAG